This is a messenger RNA of Fusarium musae, 921 nucleotides long. RefSeq lists its product as uncharacterized. The transcript has 2 exons. NCBI's taxonomy places the organism in Eukaryota, Fungi, Ascomycota, Sordariomycetes, Hypocreales, Nectriaceae. Bases 1 to 921 code for a protein of 306 amino acids. The record is from RefSeq and is a predicted model, not a curated record.
AUGCAGGCAGGCUUGGUCAUUGAUAUCUGGAACGAGCCGGAGGGGGGCUGUUUCUGGGGCCGAAGCAUUGACCAGUGGCUUCAGAUGUGGGGUCGCGGCUGGCAUCAAUUCAAUGAUGCCUUCGGGGACAGCGUGUUGACAUCCGGACCAACUCUUGCAGGCGAGCCGGGAACAAACGAUGACUGGUGGACCCAAUGGGCCAAAUUCGUCAAGAACAACGACUCCAUCCCCGACCAAUACGCAUGGCACGAGGAAGGAGGCUCAGGUUCCAACUUCGAGAACAGCUAUGGCGUCCUGCAACAAAUUCUCACUAAAUACGGUCUUCCCCAACGCCAAAUCAACAUCAACGAAUACGCUACGUUCAAUGAACAAGUCCCCGCCGGAUCUGCCUUCUGGAUCUCCCAGUUCGAGCGCCGUAAUGCUAUCGGUCUUCGCGGCAAUUGGCUCGGAGGCACUCAACUUCACGAUCUGGCCGCUAGUCUUCUGUCCAAGCCUGACCCCUCGGACUACACUUCCACGGGAUACUUUGCCAAUGGAGACUGGUGGGUGUAUAACUACUACUCUCACAACAUGACGGGACAGCGCGUUUCGACUUCGGUGUCUUCUGAUGGAAGGCUGGAUGCUUAUGCAACGGUGGAUACUACGGCGCGCACGGCUAGAGUAUUGCUUGGCUGCCAUCCGCCUACGACUGGUACCUAUGAUGUGACAUUCUCUGGUCUGACAAAGUUGGGUCUGCCAUCUUCUGGAACACUUCAGGUUAGGACUUGGAAGUUUGCUGUGGGCAGUGAUGUGCAUUACAGCCAGGUGGGUUCUCCUCAGGAUCUGGGUAACUAUGGUCACACUAUUAGCAACGGUCAGGUUACCUUGCCGUUCUAUCAGACUGAUGAUGUGACUACAUACGCAUGGGAGUUCAAAUUCUAG